Molecule: messenger RNA, 915 nt
Organism: Mucor mucedo
Lineage: Eukaryota; Fungi; Mucoromycota; Mucoromycetes; Mucorales; Mucoraceae
Product: Sedlin
Exons: 5
Coding region: 366-800 (144 amino acids)
Biological process (GO): endoplasmic reticulum to Golgi vesicle-mediated transport
Cellular component (GO): TRAPP complex; nucleus; cytoplasm
Source: RefSeq, a predicted model, not a curated record
UAAACACUGAAUCCAUAAUUUGACAAUAAGCAGCACCUAUUUCAUCUUUCAUAUCAGUACCUUUUUUUUUUUUGAAGUGGACUUACAAAAACAAGAAUUUUGCCGUACCUGUGCCUGUCUGCUCUACUUUGGUAUAGUUUAACUGUAACAAGUCGUUCACCCAAGCCAAUAAUUCUGUUCUGGAUUCUCCCAUCUUGACUCUUUGUUAGAUUGGAUAAAAAGGAUGAAAGAGAGAAGAAAAAAAAAAAAAAAAAAAAGGGCACUCGAUUUUACUGUGAUGUCAUUCGCUGAAGGGUUCAAUACCCGCUACGCCCCUUUUACUUUUCAUUUAAAUCUCUUGAGAGUGCUUUUCCUUGUAGUUUAUCAUGUCCAACUAUUAUUUUGCCAUUGUGGGAGCUACAGAUAACCCAAUAUACGAGACAGAAAUUGUACCCUCAUCACGUUCUUCAGCAUUUAUCGAUUCCAACAGACAAAGAGAUGAUCAUAAACAUUUAAACCAAUUCAUUAUCCAUGCCGCUCUCGAUGUUGUCGAGGAAUACCAGUGGAAUACACAAGCCAUGUACCUUAAAUCAAUUGAUAGAUUUAACGAGUUUUAUGUAUCUUGUUUUGUCACAGCAGGCAGUGUGAAAUUCAUGCUGUUGCAUGAUCAGAAAUCUGAGGAUAGCAUAAAGGCAUUUUUCACCGAAGUAUAUGAACUGUACAUCAAGGUCUUGAUGAACCCAUUUUAUGAAAAGAAUUCCACCAUUACCACACCCACCUUUGAUAAUCGAAUUAAACUUAUAGCAAGACGUUAUCUUUAAUAAAAAAAAAAAGAGAGAGAGAGUUACGAGUCUUCCUUUUCAUCUCCAUUUGUCCAUACACGAAGUCGUUCUUUGAAAUAUCUUUCCAGUCGAUUUGCACAACGAGCAUAAUUGG